UGUGCCUAAAUAAGAAAGCUUCCCGGACUUGCCUCAACGUCUAAGCCCAGCAGUCACCUUCUGUGUUCCUUUUUCCUCUCCCAGCCAGGAUAAGAUGAAGCUCUCUUCGGUCCUCGUCGCCGCUGCUCUGGCUGCCUUUGCGCCCUUGGCGACCGUGGCCCAGACGCAGACGCCCACCUUUUUGUCCAACAGCGGCCUCGUCGUGGCCCCAGCGGCCAAUUCGACGCUCAAGACGGACGGCAGCGUCCUUGAAAUCGAGUACAACGGCAUUGCCGCCGAGGGCUUUGAAUCGACCCGCCUGGAGAUGUACCUCCUCACCGUCGCCAACGGCUACGCUCCCGCUGGCUUUGGCUCUGGCAUCGUAGGCUACGAGCGCUUCGGUACUCUGGCACCCCUGGCCAAUCUUCCGCCCAACGGGUACCAGAACGACUCAACGGAGGCGAUGCGUGCCAGCCACACGCCCAAUGCCUACCGCUACAACAUUACGCUUCCCAAGAAUACACAGGCAGGCCAGAUCCCUGCCAACCUGACCUUCCUCGAGUUCUACCACUCGCCCGACGAUCAGGGCAUGGUGUGGGUCUCGCUCAACUACCAUCCUGUCAACAUUGAUGCUUCUGCAUGAUUCCACUCCUCCUCUUCAUCCUUUUUUAUCCAUCCUCGAUUAAAAUGCCAUUAUCCUCAAGCG
Messenger RNA from Acaromyces ingoldii, 685 nucleotides. RefSeq lists its product as hypothetical. The record is from RefSeq and is a predicted model, not a curated record. The transcript has 2 exons. NCBI's taxonomy places the organism in Eukaryota, Fungi, Basidiomycota, Exobasidiomycetes, Exobasidiales, Cryptobasidiaceae. Bases 95 to 622 code for a protein of 175 amino acids.